This is a messenger RNA of Tilletiaria anomala UBC 951, 1480 nucleotides long. Its product is annotated as putative ARO2-chorismate synthase. Lineage: Eukaryota; Fungi; Basidiomycota; Exobasidiomycetes; Georgefischeriales; Tilletiariaceae. The transcript has 4 exons. Gene Ontology annotation, cellular component: cytosol. Gene Ontology annotation, biological process: aromatic amino acid biosynthetic process; chorismate biosynthetic process. The record is from RefSeq and is a predicted model, not a curated record. The coding region runs from base 44 to 1396 and encodes 450 amino acids. Gene Ontology annotation, molecular function: chorismate synthase activity; FMN binding.
CUCACACCUUUGAAGCCUGGGACCCUCUGUUGCAGCUUUCACGAUGUCCACAUUUGGAAGUCAUUUCCGUGUCACCACAUAUGGCGAGUCACAUUGCGCCUCCGUCGGUUGCAUCGUUGAUGGCGUGCCACCAGGCAUGAGCCUGGUGGAGCAGGAUGUCCAGACGCAGCUAAGCCGGCGAAGACCUGGCCAGUCAGCAUUGACAACUCCGCGCGACGAGAAAGACAAAGUGCAAAUCCAAUCGGGGGUAGAAAAAGGCGUGACACUAGGCACACCACUCGCAAUGCUCGUUCGCAACCAGGAUCACAGACCGAACGACUACACAGACAAGACACUCGACGCAUUCCCGCGUCCAAGUCAUGCAGACUUUACCUACCUCGAAAAGUACGGAGUCAAGGCGUCCAGCGGUGGAGGGCGCUCCAGCGCUCGUGAGACGAUUGGCCGCGUCGCUGCAGGAGCCGUAGCAGAAAAAUACCUUAAAGAAGCAUUCGGCAUCGAAAUUGUCGCAUUCGUCUCGUCGGUAGGCAAGGUGCACAUCCCACGCUUUCCCGGCGAGCGUCUUGCACCAAGCCUCACCUCGGGGUCUGGAAGCAAUACGGCCGAAGUCGCAGUCACAGCGACACAAACGGGGGUUGCGCCGUCCACGCUGGACCAUCAGAUUGUCGAUGGAUUGACCGCUGACGAGGCAGAGGAGCCGCUCAGCAAAGAGUUCCGGCAGCUCAUGGCCACCAUCACAAGAGCACAAGUCGAUCAGAACGAUAUACGCUGCCCGCACCCCGAAGCUGCAGAGCGAAUGCGCGAACGCAUCUUGCUCGCCAAAUCGCGCAACGACAGCAUUGGCGGUACUGUGACGUGUGUCAUUCGCCACGUGCCUUCCGGGCUGGGAGAACCUUGCUUUGACAAGAUGGAGGCAAAACUCGCCCAUGCUAUGCUCAGCAUACCUGCGACCAAGGCUUUCGAGUUCGGCAGCGGCUUCAGGGGGACGGAAGUACCCGGCAGCAAGCACAACGAUGCCUUCUUCCUCAGGGAUGAUGGGCACCUUGGAACUACGACUAAUUGGAGCGGGGGUGUUCAAGGCGGCAUCACCAACGGCGAAGACAUCUACUUCCGCGUCGGCUUCAAGUCUCCUGCUACGAUCUCUCAGGAUCAAUCCACCUCGCGCUACGACGGCACAACAGGAGUACUGCAGACCCGUGGACGGCACGACCCUUGCGUGGUCCCACGCGCCAUACCCAUCGUGGAAAGCAUGGCCGCUCUUGCCAUCAUUGACGCUGUUCUUGCUCAGGACGCCAGGGUACUUGCAGCGAGCAGACUGAGCCGAGAGCCUGUGUCCGCCCUACCGCAAAGCAUGCGGAUGCCGGACAAGAAGGCCGUGGAUGCGGAAAAGGAAAUUUGAGCUAUUGCCUAUGGUGGAUGCAUUUAGAAUGCGGCAAUCUCAUGUAAACUUUCUUGUUGCAACCUCAAGCCCAUGUUUGAUUCA